AUGUCAUAUACAAACAUGGAAGUUCUUUCUCUCUCUGUCACACUCACCAAAUCUCAAACCUUUCCCUCUCUCAAACAACCAAUUCACCAACUUCCAAUAACCACAACACUACCCAACAAAACCAAUCUUUCUUCUUCAUCAUCUUCUUCUUAUUCUUCUUCUUCUAUUUCAUGUAACUCCUCUUUUACCAGAAUCUCAGCAACGAAUGCACAACCAUCAAUUUCACAAACCGAUAUGUUAUUUCCUGCAGGAAAUUCAAAGCAUUGGAUUGUUAGAAUGGAUAAGCCUGGUGUUGGUGUUGUUACCAAAGCUCAGAUUGUUGAUUAUUAUGCUCAAAUUUUGACCAAGGUUAAGGGAAAUGAAAAAGAUGCACAAAUGUGUUUGUAUCAUUUAGCUGGUGUGCCUGGUGUCUUGUCGGUUCAGCCAGACCAUAAUUUUGAGUCUGAAAAUAAGAAUUAUGAAGGAUUGUUUGUUUUGUAA
Molecule: messenger RNA, 480 nt
Organism: Vicia faba (fava bean)
Lineage: Eukaryota; Viridiplantae; Streptophyta; Magnoliopsida; Fabales; Fabaceae
Source: the annotation of a GenBank genome assembly